UCAUCUCUCUAAGUUUCUCUCAAGUUUUUCUCUCUCAAAUUCAUACACUCAUCUUCUAGAUCUCUUCUCCUUUUGAUUCUCCUCAUAAUAAAAUACUUGUUACCUCCAAACUUAUAAUAUAGUUCAUAACACGUUAUCAGCACGAUGUCUUUACCGCUGGAGUUUUUACGAGAGGAAUUCGAAAAUUUUGGGAGAUGGGAGAAGGUGAAGGAGAAGGAGACAAACUCCCGCCAAAAAAGGAUGAGGUGAUUACACAAGACUCGAUGAAGUCGGCGAGGCAGCUCGAUUUCACUCAUGUGGUGCAUCCACCUCACUCUAAUCAAGCUCCCGUCACAUCAAUCCCUUCACCUGCUGUGACGGCUACGCCGCCUAUUACUACAAGUCAGGCACGACCUGUUUCGACGACGACGGUGGCGACUCCGAUUCCACCGCCGCCACAGCCUCAGGGGCUUCUUCACGUCCCAAUUAGGCAUCCGGAAAGGUUUGAAUCUCCGAACUCGAAACCAAGGCCUGUGGGUGUGGGGGAAACUAGAGAUGGAACCCCUCAGAAGAAGAAACAGUGUAACUGUAAACACUCACGCUGCUUGAAGUUGUACUGUGAAUGCUUUGCAUCCGGUACUUACUGUGAUGGUUGCAACUGUGUGAAUUGUUUCAACAACGUUGAAUUUGACACCGCGAGACGAGAAGCUGUUCAAACAAUAUUGGAUCGGAAUCCAAAUGCAUUCAAGCCUAAGAUUGCUAGCAGUCCACACGGCGGACGAGAUAGCAGGGAGGAGGUUGGUGAACCUGUGAUGUUAGGGAAACACUACAAAGGCUGUCACUGCAAGAAAUCAGGAUGUCUUAAGAAGUACUGUGAGUGCUUUCAAGCAAAUAUCCUUUGUUCUGAGAACUGUAAAUGUUUGGAUUGCAAAAACUUUGAAGGAAGUGAAGAUAGACAAUCGCUCUUUCACGGUGAACAUUCCCACAACGUGGCUUACCUCCAACACGUAAAUGCUGCCAUAACUGGAGCUAUCGGUUCCUAUGGCUUUGCAUCUGCUCCAGGUCCUAAGAGAAAGAAAGGUCAGGAGUUUUUCUACAACCAAGGAACCAAAGAUUCACCAACUCAUAGGCUUGGCCAGGCAAAUACUGGAAGAACCCCAUCUUCGGAAACUGAUUCUCGUGCUGGAGGCCCAUCCAAAGUUGUAUAUAGGUCUCUUUUGGCAGACAUAAUUCAACCGAAGAAUGUGAAAGCCCUAUGUUCUGUUCUGGUUGCUGUAGCUGGGGAAGCUGCAAAGGCAUUAACAGAAAAACGGUUAGCAGAUCAGAAAGAAACGUCCGUAUCUUCUUCUGUGCAAGAUCAAGGACAAGGCAAUAAUAAAGGUACCGAGAUUGAGAUAGCUGCGACUGGAAAUCAAGCUGAGAAAUCUGGUCCAGAGGAUUCCAGUUCAGAUGGCUCCAAAGGGAGGUCACUAUCUCCAGACACUUUGGCAUUGAUGUGUGACGAACGGGACACUAUGUUAAUGGUUGCAGCUUCACCUAAAGGUUCGGUUGAGCCUACCUCACAGCUACCAAACGGCGGGCAAGACCAGUUUUAUGCAGAACAGGAGAAAGUAGUGUUAACCAAGUUCCGUGACUGCCUUAACCAGAUUAUUUCUUGCGGAGAAUUAAAAGAAUCAAAUUUUUCUUCGUCAAGAAUGAAUCUAGAUACACCUGCGCACACUGCCGUCAAAGUCCAGCCAGUGGUUCAACAAAGACCAGUUGCGAAUGGAGUUUCUCAAACCAUAAAGCAACCUUCCCAGCUAACAACAACAACCCCAACACCAACACCAACAGCAACAACAACAACACCAACUACAUCCGCACAAACUCAACUUCAUAAAACUCCAGCUUUGUCUGAGAAGAAAGACCUCUGAAUCAAUAUUUACUCCUUUAGGAAAAAAUGACUUUACAGAAAUGCAGCUGCAUCCACCUCCCCAGGCCUGACUUACGAGGUAAUGUCACCAACACCGUUUUCUUCCUCUUAGAUAUUCUAAAACAGAGGAGAAGUCGCAGCUUCAGCACAUUAGCAGGUGCUUAGAGAGUAUUAUUAUUAUAUAACUAUUCAUACAAUUUUAUUAGGUUAGGCAUUCUUCUUCUUUUCUUUCUUCCAAAUUCUUCUCUUUGAUUCAUAAGAGCUGUCUCUUUACAAAUUGUUGUCACUAUUAGUGUACAUUGCUAUUUACCAUCGGCAAUCACAGUGAUUGUUUACUGUGGAACAUACAUGCUUUAGCCUGAUUUCGAUAUGAUUUAGGAAUACAGAAGAUCUGAUGUUACUUCUGCUUUAGAUUUGAAGCAUACAUAAAAUAAAAUCAUAUUUUGGA
Camelina sativa (false flax) is the source of this 2339-nucleotide messenger RNA. Its product is annotated as protein tesmin/TSO1-like CXC 6. Gene Ontology annotation, biological process: regulation of DNA-templated transcription. Lineage: Eukaryota; Viridiplantae; Streptophyta; Magnoliopsida; Brassicales; Brassicaceae. The record is from RefSeq and is a predicted model, not a curated record. Gene Ontology annotation, cellular component: nucleus.